This is a messenger RNA of Selaginella moellendorffii, 988 nucleotides long. RefSeq names its product VQ motif-containing protein 11. NCBI's taxonomy places the organism in Eukaryota, Viridiplantae, Streptophyta, Lycopodiopsida, Selaginellales, Selaginellaceae. The record is from RefSeq and is a predicted model, not a curated record. The coding region runs from base 130 to 855 and encodes 241 amino acids. The transcript has a single exon.
AAGGGGUUGCGAAAAAAAAAAAAAGAGGCUCUCCUUCGCUGCUUCGUUCCACUCCAUUUUCUUGUUUGCUUGGUCCCUAUAUAUUCUUCCAGCGCUCAAUUCUUCUACCGAAGUUCUAAUCGAGAGAGAAUGGAGAGACAAACACCCACUCCCAAUUCGCGCGAGAGUUUGGAGCUAGACGACCGCGGGAGCUCGUCGUGGGAGAUGGGCAGCAGCACCAGCAACGAUCACGAGGAGAGUAAGGUGAGGAGGAAGAAGAGGGGGAAUUCCAAGCAGGCGAUCGCGAUUGACGAUCACACCACCAGCAAGAGGUCGAGGAAGGCGAAUUCUCCUUCUUCCUCGUCCGGCAAGAACAGGGGAGUCGAGAAUUCCACGCCCACUGCAGUGGCGUCGAGUGAUUUCCAUUGCACCGCCACCACUUUCGUCCAGGCCGAUGCCUCCAGCUUCCGGGAUCUCGUCCAGCGGCUGACUGGCGCGAGCGAUGAUUCGAUCAAGAUGCCCAUCACCAAGGCCUCGGGCCAGGGCCGCCCAAACCUCUCCUCCAAGCGCUCGCAAGCCGCCAUGAAAUUCUUCCAGCAGGGCCAGCUCCAGGAUCCGCCCAAGCAUAUGGUGAUCAAGGCUCUUCCUUCCACGAAGAAUCUCUUCCUCAAGAAUGCCAUGACCGAUCUCCUCAGUCCCAAAUCGCCGCUCUCUCUGGCGCUAAAUCCCUCUCCCAGUAGCAGUGCCUCUUCUUCCUCCAGCUCCUCGCGGCAUCAGCGCGAGCUCCCGGCGGCCAUGAAUCGGAUGUUUUUGCAGCUGGAAUCGCCGCGGCCCAGCAGCAAAUUGGAGCUCCUGCCGCUCUUUCCCAUGCGCUAGCCCAGGCGUGGCCACCACCAUUUUCAACUUCUCUUUCUUCAUAGAUCGUUUAGUUUACGUCCAAAGUUCCAUUCGCGGAAGAACAGUUCGUGUAAAAUCUAUUAACUAAACAGCAAAGUUUUAAACUUCAUCA